Molecule: messenger RNA, 803 nt
Organism: Engraulis encrasicolus (European anchovy)
Lineage: Eukaryota; Metazoa; Chordata; Actinopteri; Clupeiformes; Engraulidae
Gene: plac8l1
Product: PLAC8 like 1
Exons: 4
Coding region: 69-665 (198 amino acids)
Source: RefSeq, a predicted model, not a curated record
AGAGACUGACAGACUACGUGACUUAUUUUAACUCAGUACAUCACAGAAGGCACAGGACAGGAGUCACAAUGUCUGAGCAAGACCCCGACAUGGAGGAAGUCGCAUUGCAGGAUGCCGACAGCAGUAGCAACGCCGACCAUGACGUAGACGACUGCUGCUCACCCCGGAGGGACUCAGAGUCACCAGUCGUGCCACCGUCUCCAUCUGCUGCAGCACCAUCGUCACCGGUGGUGGCAGAAUUGUCACCAGUGGUAGCAGCGAUGCCUGAGACAAUGGACUGUCCCAUCCUCACCCAGCCAGGACUGGGGACGACCACCACCACCGUCACCACCAUCACGCAGACUGGAGGGGACUGGAGCUCCGGGCUCUUCCACGUGUGUGGAGACACCACCACAUGUUUAUUGGGGGCGUUCGUGCCGUGCUGUCUUGAGUUCAGCCUGGCUCAUCAGUAUGGCGAGUGUCUGUGUCUGCCCCUGCUACCAGGCUCUGUUUUGGCCAUGCGGGUAGGGAUACGCGAGAGGUUUAAGAUACGGGGGAGUGUUUGUGAGGACUGGCUGGCCGUGUGUAUGUGCUACCCGCUCGCUGUGUGCCAGAUGAUCCGCGAGACCAAGAGGAGGCUGAAGACUCAGAUCUACCAGGUGUCCACCGCACUCGAGUGCUCCUGAGCCUCUUCAUUGUGUGUAUACCUGUACGUACACACUCUUAAACCUCAUGAUUAUACGAUUAUAGCUAAUGUCCAAAUACCUGUUCACAUCACUGAUGAGUCAGAUGAGGCACCUUACUCGGCUGCUCCUGAACCCCCC